Patiria miniata (bat star) is the source of this 8031-nucleotide messenger RNA. RefSeq names its product sodium/potassium-transporting ATPase subunit alpha-3-like. Gene Ontology annotation, biological process: intracellular sodium ion homeostasis; proton transmembrane transport; sodium ion export across plasma membrane. NCBI's taxonomy places the organism in Eukaryota, Metazoa, Echinodermata, Asteroidea, Valvatida, Asterinidae. The record is from RefSeq and is a predicted model, not a curated record. Gene Ontology annotation, molecular function: ATP binding; ATP hydrolysis activity; P-type sodium:potassium-exchanging transporter activity. Gene Ontology annotation, cellular component: membrane. The transcript is spliced from 22 exons. The coding region runs from base 71 to 3196 and encodes 1041 amino acids.
AGUCUCCUCCAAUUUGUCACGUGAUCGUACACGCUCGUACGCCUGCGCCAGCUCUUUCGCGGCGAACAAGAUGUCGGUGCGGUACGAAAAGGACGGCGAGAAUAAAGGGGAGAGCUACCGCGUUGCGGUGCAAACCGAAGUUCCUGAAGAUGGCAGGAAGGCGGACGGCACCCCGCAUCCCCAGAAGCAUAAGAAGAGGACCAAGAAGCAAAAGAAGAAGGAUCUCAAUGAGUUGAAGAAGGAAUUGGAAUUGGACGAGCACAAGAUUUCCCUUGAUGAACUGUAUGCCAGGCUUGGUACGCAUCCUGAUACGGGUCUGACGAAAGCUCGUGCAGCGGAGAUCUUGGCUCGGGACGGACCCAACGCUCUGACUCCGCCCAAGACCACCCCGGAAUGGAUCAAAUUCUGCAAGCAGAUGUUUGGUGGUUUCGCCACGCUGCUCUGGAUCGGCUCGUUCCUGUGCUUCUUUGCGUUCGGAAUUGAGGCGGCCAGUAUUGAUGAACCUAACAAGGACAAUUUGUACCUGGGUGUCGUGCUAGCCACUGUGGUCAUCGUGACGGGUUGCUUCUCUUACUACCAGGAAGCCAAGAGCUCUAAAAUCAUGGAGAGUUUUAAACACAUGGUACCGCAGGAAGCUUUAGUAUUCCGUGAUGGUGCAUGGUCCUCAUUAAACGCUACUGAAGUUGUCGUAGGUGACAUUGUAGAAGUCAAAGGAGGCGACAGGAUACCGGCUGACAUCAGGGUCAUAGAAGCAAGAAGUUUGAAGGUUGAUAAUUCCUCUUUAACCGGGGAGUCUGAGCCCCAGAGCCGCUCUCCAGACUUUACUCAUGAAAACCCGCUAGAGACUAGGAAUAUUGCUUUCUUUUCAACUAAUUGUGUUGAAGGUACGGGCAAGGGUGUGGUGAUCCAGUGUGGUGAUAUCACCGUCAUGGGUCGCAUCGCCAACCUGGCCUCGGGCCUGGACACUGGCAAGACCCCCAUCGCCCGGGAGCUGGAGCACUUCAUCCACAUCAUCACCUCGGUGGCCGUCUUCCUGGGCGUGUCCUUCUUCAUCCUGUCCUUCCCGCUGGGCUACGAGUGGCUGGAGGCCGUCAUCUUCCUGAUCGGCAUUAUCGUGGCCAACGUGCCCGAGGGUCUACUGGCUACUGUCACUGUGUGUCUGACUCUGACUGCCAAGCGUAUGGCCAGCAAGAACUGCCUGGUCAAGAACCUAGAGGCCGUGGAGACCCUGGGCAGCACCUCCACCAUCUGCUCCGACAAGACGGGCACCCUGACCCAGAACCGAAUGACCGUGGCCCACAUGUGGUUUGACAACACCAUCGUGGAAGCAGACACUACCGAGGACCAGUCUGGUGAUACAUUGGACAAGACUACUCCUAGCUGGAAAGCUCUGGCUCGUAUUGCUUGUCUGUGCAACAGGUCAGAGUUCAAGGCAGGCCAAGAGGCGGUCCCUAUCCUAAACAGGGAGACCACAGGUGAUGCGUCCGAGUCGGCCCUGGUGAAAUGCGUAGAGCUGGCCAUGGGCAGCGUGUUGGACUUCCGCAACAAGAACAAGAAACUGGCUGAGAUUCCCUUCAACUCGACCAACAAAUACCAGGUCUCGGUGCACGAGUGCGAGGAAGACAGCCGCUACCUCUUGGUGAUGAAGGGCGCCCCCGAGCGCAUCUUGGAUCGUUGCAGCACCAUCCUCAUGAAAGGCGUGGAGGAGCCAAUGGGAGACGACAUGAAGGUUGCGUUCAACAACGCCUACCUGGAGCUGGGUGGACUGGGCGAACGUGUGCUCGGAUUCUGCCAGUACUUCCUGCCGGAGAAGGAGUUCCCCCAAGGGUUUGAGUUCGACGCUGAGGAUGUCAACUUCCCACUGGAGGGUCUGUGCUUCGUGGGCCUCAUGUCCAUGAUCGAUCCCCCGCGUGCCGCGGUGCCUGACGCCGUGGGCAAGUGCAGGAGUGCUGGUAUCAAGGUUAUCAUGGUUACCGGUGAUCAUCCCAUCACAGCCAAGGCUAUCGCCAAGGGUGUGGGCAUCAUCUCUGAGGGCAACGAGACCGUGGAGGACAUUGCCGAACGUCUCGGGAUCGACGCCUCUGAAGUCAACAAAGCGGAUGCUAAGGCUGUGGUGGUCCACGGUUCUGAGCUCCGCGACAUCACCAACGAGGAGCUGGACGACAUCCUGGUGAACCACACAGAGAUUGUCUUUGCCCGGACCUCCCCGCAGCAGAAGCUGAUCAUCGUGGAGGGCUGCCAGCGCGGCGGUGCCAUCGUGGCUGUGACCGGAGACGGUGUCAAUGACUCCCCUGCCCUCAAGAAGGCUGAUAUUGGUGUGGCUAUGGGUAUUGCUGGCUCCGACGUGAGUAAGCAAGCUGCCGACAUGAUCUUGCUGGAUGACAACUUUGCCUCCAUCGUGACCGGUGUGGAAGAAGGCCGUCUGAUCUUUGACAACUUGAAGAAAUCCAUUGCCUACACCCUGACCAGCAACAUCCCCGAAAUCUCCCCCUUCCUGUUCUUCAUUCUGGCCCAGGUGCCCCUCCCGCUGGGCACUGUCACCAUCCUCUGCAUCGAUCUGGGCACUGACUUGGUUCCUGCCAUUUCCCUGGCUUACGAAGAAGCCGAGAGUGACAUCAUGAAGCGACAGCCCCGUGACCCCAUCAAUGACAAGCUCGUCAACGACCGAUUGAUCAGUAUGUCCUACGGUCAAAUCGGUAUGAUGCAGGCCUCGGGUGGUUUCUUCACCUACUUUGUCAUCAUGGCCGAGAACGGUUUCCUGCCCUACACGCUGUUCAACCUGCGUCGGGACUGGGACAACCGGGGCGUCAACAACGUGGAGGAUUCCUACGGGCAAGAGUGGAGUUACAGACAGCGCAAGGUGCUUGAGUACACCUGCCACACGGCCUUCUUCACCAGCAUCGUGGUGGUGCAGUGGGCGGAUCUGAUCAUCUGCAAGACCAGACGCAACUCCCUCAUCCAGCAGGGAAUGAGCAACUGGGUGCUGAACUUUGGUCUGGUGUUCGAGACUGCCCUCGCUGCAUUCCUCUCCUACACGCCAGGUCUGGAGAACGGACUCCGCAUGUACCCGCUCAGGAUCGGAUGGUGGUUUGUAGCCAUUCCCUUCAGUGUUCUCAUCUUUGUCUACGAUGAGUGUCGCCGGUUCCUCUUACGUCGCAACCCUGGCGGCUGGGUCGAGAAAGAGACCUACUACUAGCGCAUGCCGCUCUGCGCCGCGUCGUGUCCGACUGCACGCCACAUCUGCACUCGCUACGGAUUUCGUCAGUGCGCGGUUUUUUAUUUUUUAAAUUAGCAGAGCUACUGGUAGGGGAAAUCAUGUGCACCAUUGGACCGAAUCGUGAUGAUGUAAAGAGUUCAAGCAACGACCAAAUGUUGUGGGACUUUGCGACACAAACUUCAAAAAAAGGCGUUCAAGAUUAAAAUAACCAGAAAGAGGAAUACUGUAUCACAAGGUAGAUAUAUAUCUCUGCAUUUAUUACCACGUAGACCACGUAGACCAUGUAGACGUUUUUUAGAAGUAAUGACACGUACUUUGGGGAGUCGGUCACGGCCUACUUUUUAUUUUAAAGAAUCAAAUGAAAAAGUGUGUAGAAAAUUACAGUGAAAAAUAAUUGAAAGAAACAAAAUAACAACAUAUGAGUAGUCAACACUUAUAGCAUUGAAGAGAAUAGUGAGCAUGUAGGUUUUGUUAGGCGAUACGAGUGGACGAUGGGGAUGUCAACCGGGUUUUGGCGCGAUAAAUCGGGGAACGUGCCAUCUUGAAAAGCAUCCUAUUUAGCAACCGUUUUCCUUGAGGAAUGGUUUGUUUUACUCACCACAAAGUUAUCUUUGGUCAUUAAAAAAAAGCAUGUUGAAAACCAAAAGGAAUAAAACACGUGGACUUGGACAUAUUGCAACAUUUUAGGAUUUGAAAUGCAUAUAAAGGCUUCUUUAAGAACUGUUGAACAUCAGUAUCUGAGAGAGAUUUUUGGAGCCCAAACACAAGGCAGCCCUGUAGCAUCGCGCGUCUUUGUUGACACAAAUUUACUCUUGCACAAGAUAAAAAGCCAGAUGAAUGUGUUAACCACGGGAAAAAUUCAACCAAUAGUUUUUUUGUUUAUUCACGCUGUAGGACCCCCAUGUUGAACUACAUUCCUAGAAAAACAGUUUUACAACACUUGUCUGCCAAAUCAAUCACACUAGGAGGACAAACGGGAGUUGAAUUUUUUAAAGGUACAAAACGGGGAAAGGAAUUUGAACCAAAUUCUGUGCUUGUGCUUCUGAAAAGGACCAACUGAUAAAACUCUCUCUGUAAACGGCAAAAUGAGUCUUUUCAGGAUAACCUCCCAAACCGGUUUUAUCCCUGUGUUUAUGACGGUCUCAGCAAAAUAAAUGAAAAGUAACAUGUAUAAUAUCUGCCUGAUCUGUAGCAAACCAUCACUCCAAACCUAGGUCCACAACUUUCCUUUGGAACAUUAUUUGUACAGAAGUGUUGAUAUAUAAAAAAUAUUACAAAUGUAUAGAAUAAGUACCAAAGUAUACGAUCGUAAAAUUUCAUGGUUACUGAUAGUAUUGAAGUGAUAAAUGCGCACACUGUAUGCAAGAGUUUUAUGGUUUUUUGGCUUUCAAGAGUUCAUUCAUUUCACCAGUUUCCUUAUACACACACGCACCAGAGUUUUAGAUAGUCUUGUACGUAUUUGGCUUUUGAGUUGGAGGACUUGUUUUUCUGCUAAACUUGAUCCUGAAACCCGCGCUUGGCUCGUGUUUUCGGCUCGUGCUAAGUUUCGUAAAACUGUCAGCGGAACUAGAAAUGUAUGUGAAGCAUAAAGAAUGUUGCUCUUCACUGGCACCCGAUAGAGACUGCCAGUUGUCCCUAUGCACAAGUAGCUGGUAGUCUGCAGAAGCUUGCGGUGUUACCCUUUUCCCCUUUUGCACAUCCCUGGUUUGAAUAGUUUACUCGAGUGUACAAUUUUUUUUUAACAACCGUUCCCAACUUUACUGCCUUCCAGUUCCGUUUCUCUUGUUUUUUUCUUUAAAAAAAAAUUCACUUUCCUCUGAAACUCGAUGUUAAAACGAGUGUUGAUAUUGUAUUUGCAAUAUGCUUGUUCGUAAAAAAAUACAAUUUGAUAUGAAACCGCUUAAAAGAAUGAACGGAUGUUAUAUAUUCAUAGACAAUAAAUUAAUGUACAUUACAAAAUAUUCUCUAGAAAAUAAAAAAAAAAAUUGUUGAGCAUUUACAGGUGUUAGUUACUUUGUACACAAAAUUGUAAGGUGAUUAGGUAACUUGUAAAAUUGUUAAACACCAGACUAGAUCUUGUUCAUUAUUUUUUCCUCAAAUCCUGAUCUUAUCCACAAAUACAUUUUAAUUGUUAUAUUUAGAAGGUAGCUGCCUCGGUGUUUCUGACAUUUGAUUUCCUGUAUUUCCAAAGUGUCAUUUUCAGUGUGGUAGCACUCCUAAUCAUACAUACUAAAUAACAAUUUGUAGUAUUUUCUCAUUUUUCCUUUAUAGUAUUCACGUUUAUUUUCUUGUUUUAAGUGGCAAGUGUUCUAAAUAUAUUUUUCGAAAUCACCCAGCGCUGGGAACAGUAAUAUGAGAAAAAAAAUAUCAACUGCCCAAAUUGACAGUAUGCCUACUUAAAAAAUAACAAUCUUGCACAAUCCACGUAACAUUGUUUCCCCUUAAAUAUACAGCCAUCUUUAUGUUUUAGUUGUACAUGCAUUCUUUAAAAAGUUUUUCUUUAGCUUUGUGUACUUUCCAUUUAAGAUUAAUUCUAAUUUAGUUUUCACGGUACUAAAUCCAGAUUAAAGUUUUUAAACGGGAUGUGAAUCAGGAUUAGGUAUGUUAAGUUGAUAGUAUUGGUUAGGUUCACUUGGUUAAUAUUGCCUCAAUGGUUACAUUCUUGGUUUAAGCUUUCGUUAUCUUUAACUUGGUUUAAUAGUGCCGACUUUUAAAAUUGGUUUACUCAACUUCAUAUCCACUACUUUCGAUUUGGUAUUUUUGACAUUGCCUCCACAGAACUGCAUAUCAAAAGAUGAAAGUUCUCCAAUUUUGAAGAAUCUUUAAAAAGCCAGUCCCCUUGACAUUGAUCGGUUAUAGAAAUUGCGAUCAUCACGUGAUAUUUUGUACUUUUUAUAUCCAACCGAAGGCCAGUUCCCAUAGUUACAUCGUUGUUUCAAUUUUGUCUGGGUUAAUGUGCUGGCCAGUAAAAGGGUCCUCCAUGUUGAGUUGAAGUUAAAAAAAAACGAAACUUAACAUGGUUGUUCACUGUAAUGUUGUAGCUAGUGCCACCAUUUGCAUCACUUUGCAAGCAUUGCAUGAUUCAUGUAUGCAAAUUUUAUGCAAAUUAGUGUUCUCCCUUGAAACCACUGUAUGUCCACAGUGAAGAGCUCAAUAACGGAGUGUAUAAAACAAAAAAAAACUUCUGCGUGUAAAACAUUGCUGCUAGUUAUUUCUACAGUGUUAUUCCAAUAGGUAUACAUUUGUUGUGAUAUGUACGAAAUCCCUUGUGACUCAAAUUGCAUUCGUGGGUGUACAUUGUACUGUGUCUAAUCUAAAUCCCAUAGAGUUUUAAUGCACCUUCAGCUUUUUACAUACGUUUUCUCCUAUUGGUUGUUUAGUGGAUGUGUUUGCAUGGGUCGGCCAAUCAUACUCGAGCUCAUAUGUGUCAUGGUUACUUAAUUCAAUGUUCAAUAUCAAUGGGAAAAGAAGUGCAGUCGUUCAUUUUAUUAAAAGGUUGCAUGUAAUACUCUUAUUAGUGUUUAAUCUAUGCAGUUGACUUUAAACCAAGCGUUGAUCAGAGCAAUAGCAUGCUGUUGUUUUGAACGAUUCUUUCUUUACCUCUCCCCCGACGUUUCACGAAUGAAUGUUUUAACUAUGUAGUGAUGUCCAAUCAGAGAUGGUGAUUUCAAAUAAUUCUGAAUGUAUUAAGAUAAUAAUACUAAUUACAUAAUAUUUGAUUGAUUCAUUUUCAAGUUUUGGUUUUUUUUUAUAUUGAGUUUACAGAUAUUGAUUAAGAGUUGGUUCCAAUUUGAUGACGCUGCUUAUCACAGAUUGCUGCUAAGCGUGUAUUUGCCGGAAACCAGUCACUAGCAAGAUGUGCAAAUCAUACUCGCUUGGCUGGUUACCGACAGCCUACUCGCUGGUUAUGCAAGCAACUUUGCUCAGCAGCGCAUAACAUUGGACCAAAAAAAAACCAAGUUGUAAUUAUUGGUAUUUUGUUCAUUCCAGUUGCAGAGUUUACUUUGUAUCAUUCUGGUGAGAUUUAAAUUUCAGUGAUAAUUAUUAUUUUUGAUUAAUGAGUAGUUUGACUAGUAGUGUUUUUAUUUUAAUCUCGUAGAAACCUAUACCAUUGGACGUAAUUUUGCCCAACAAAACAAAAAAAAUUCAUACGCAGGGUUUUUCGAAAUCUUGGCUUCGUCAGCGGUUCGGCUUGAAGAGAUACAUUUAGGCCCGUGACUAUCUGGUGUCAGAUGAAAUUUGGACUUCUAUGAAAUCUGGUCCUUAUUACCUUAUUUGGACUCGUACCACACACGUGACCUGUCAAUGUUCACUGAGGAAUACACAAUACCAAUGAGUCCGUAUUUCGUUGAGGCCUUUUUUCACACUUUACAGUAACAUAAGGCCAAAGUUUUGGGGUUCUUCCAUGGGUAUGAACUUGAAAAAGAUUCGAUACUUGAGCCAGAAGUCGCAGCCAAAACGAAGCCGGGGUUUCGAAACUCGCUCCCCAUCCAAUUUUGGUGUAAACCAUUGUUAUCCCAGCAUAGGGGUGGACACACAUCGUGUGAGUUCCCCGUAUUCGUGUGGUACAUCCCAAAUUGACAAUCAUUAGCUCUCAUUGUUUUUGGAUCACAUUCGUGCAGUUCGUUCCAUGGUUCUUUUCUUGUCGUAGAGGUCAUAAUUUUUAAUGAAACCCCCUCCGAGGCAGUGCACUCUCCUUUUGUGUGAAUAGAAAUUUAGGAGGAUCCAUUGCUCUUUGCAGGGAUGUGUUAAGGAUGAAGGCAGCAGCCUUGUUAUGAGAAUAAAAAAUCGUCCUUGUGAGUUUAACAAUAAAA